Colletotrichum abscissum is the source of this 1437-nucleotide messenger RNA. RefSeq names its product WD repeat domain-containing protein. Gene Ontology annotation, molecular function: protein binding. Bases 1 to 1437 code for a protein of 478 amino acids. The transcript has 2 exons. Gene Ontology annotation, biological process: proteasome-mediated ubiquitin-dependent protein catabolic process; transcription-coupled nucleotide-excision repair; protein polyubiquitination. The record is from RefSeq and is a predicted model, not a curated record. Lineage: Eukaryota; Fungi; Ascomycota; Sordariomycetes; Glomerellales; Glomerellaceae. Gene Ontology annotation, cellular component: nucleotide-excision repair complex; Cul4A-RING E3 ubiquitin ligase complex.
AUGCAGUCCCGUUUAUUUGCCCGCUCAACAGGUGAGCUGAGCCCGGACGACUUUGCGCAAGCGACCGCCUCGGGGCUCGUCCGAUCCUUUGCCGCCGCUCCACAGCACCGGUUCGACGGAGAAGGAGCCGAACCCGAAGAAGAGGGCCGACAUGUGAAUCUUUGGGCUCACCGCAUUGGUGUCAACGCACUGGCCUUGGACAAGUUUGAUGGUCGUUUACUUCUUUCUGGCGGCGCAGACGGAUCUGUGAAGCUCUGGGACCUUCAUCAAGAGAGCAAUCCUCACAAAUCUCACAUCUUUCAACCCAUUGCCAAUAUUUCCCGGUCUAUUGGAGAUGAGACAAACACCCACAAGCACGGCAUUACUCAUCUUGAUUUCUACCCUUUCGACAACGAGGCCUUUCUCUCCAGUUCCUUUGACCGCUCGCUCAAGCUAUGGUCUACUCAACGCAUGACUGUAUCCGCCAAUUUCGAUCUCAAUGCCAAUAUCUACACCCAUGCCACCAGCCCCAUUGCCAAUCAUCUCUUGGUCGCCUGCGCGACCCAGCAUUCGUCGGUUCGCUUGGUCGACCUCAGGUCAGGAACGUCGAUUCGCUCGCUGGUAGCACAUGGGGGCGCUGUUUUAUCGGCAGCCUGGAGUCCUCGUCAGGAGCAUGCUCUUGCAACCGGACAUGUCGACGGGAAAGUCCGCGUCUGGGACAUACGGCGCGCCUCUGGCUUGGUCGGCCAGCUCGAUCAGGAGGAUAGCCUCGGCAUUGUACACCGCUUCGACCAUGCCAUGGCUUCUGGCCUUCAUUGGAAGCGUAUGCCUCAUUUCCGCAACUCAGCUCGAGCUCACAAUGAGGGUGUCAACGGCUUGACCUGGACCGACGAUGGCAAGUACAUCGUCUCAGCCGGCUUGGAUUGUCGAAUCCGUGUUUGGGAUGCUGCUACUGGCGCGAAUACGCUAGCUAGUUUUGGCUCCCUGAUACAAAAUCAACAGCCAAAGACCGUCAACAUGUUUGUGACGCCCGCUCGUUUGACGCCAUCACGUCGGGAUCUCCUAUUUUAUCCCAACGAGCAAGAGAUCCUGGUCAUGGACCUACAUGAGGGCACCCUGGUAACGCGUCUACGAGUUCCUGGACCUCAUGCGGCGGCCGUAUAUCAGAACAAUGGCUUGAAUGUCAAGAAUCGCACAAUGAGUAUGGUGUGGCGUGGUAGUGGUGGUUCCGGUUUGCAAAAGGGGCCUAUAAUGGGAGGCGGGACCUCUUUUGGUGCCGUCUACACGGCUCACUUGGACGGCCAGAUUCGUUCCUGGAUGCCCCGGCUGCCCGGGCCUGAAGACGACGAUGAUACCCCGGAUCCCCAGGAUGCCAAUGAGGAGGAAAGAAGUCGCAAGCGCAAGGCACUAGAUGACGCCUUUAGGAGUCUCAUGGGCAAGCAGAUUACGUUUAGUUGA